Molecule: messenger RNA, 2211 nt
Organism: Phacochoerus africanus (Common warthog)
Lineage: Eukaryota; Metazoa; Chordata; Mammalia; Artiodactyla; Suidae
Gene: SKIC8
Product: SKI8 subunit of superkiller complex
Exons: 11
Coding region: 131-1048 (305 amino acids)
Cellular component (GO): Cdc73/Paf1 complex
Molecular function (GO): protein binding
Source: RefSeq, a predicted model, not a curated record
UCCCGCCCCUUCGUGAGCUCAUUGCCGCGCGCCGAGGUCGCGUGGAGCCGGUCCUCGGAAGAGCUGAGGGGCUGUGCAGCCGGGCAGUGAGAGCUGUCUGGCCUUAAGCCCUUCAUCCUUGGGGAAGGAAAUGACUAACCAGUACAGUAUUCUCUUCAAACAAGAGCAAGCCCAUGAUGAUGCCAUUUGGUCAGUUGCCUGGGGGACAAACAAGAAAGAAAACUCAGAGACAGUGGUCACAGGAUCCCUGGAUGACCUGGUGAAGGUCUGGAAAUGGCGUGAUGAGAAGCUAGAUCUACAGUGGAGCCUGGAGGGCCAUCAGCUGGGUGUGGUGUCUGUGGACAUAAGCCACACCCUGCCCAUUGCUGCAUCCAGUUCUCUUGAUGCUCAUAUUCGUCUCUGGGACUUGGAAAACGGCAAACAGAUAAAGUCUAUAGAUGCAGGACCUGUGGAUGCCUGGACUUUGGCCUUUUCUCCUGAUUCCCAGUAUCUGGCCACAGGAACUCAUGUGGGGAAAGUGAACAUUUUUGGUGUUGAAAGUGGGAAAAAGGAAUAUUCUUUGGACACAAGAGGAAAAUUCAUUCUUAGUAUUGCAUAUAGUCCUGAUGGGAAGUAUCUGGCCAGUGGCGCUAUAGACGGAAUCAUCAAUAUUUUUGAUAUUGCAACUGGAAAACUUCUUCAUACGCUGGAAGGCCAUGCUAUGCCCAUUCGCUCCUUGACUUUUUCCCCGGAUUCGCAGCUCCUUGUCACUGCUUCAGAUGAUGGCUACAUCAAGAUCUAUGACGUACAACAUGCCAACUUGGCUGGCACACUGAGUGGCCAUGCAUCCUGGGUGUUGAAUGUUGCAUUUUGUCCUGAUGACACACACUUUGUUUCCAGUUCAUCUGACAAAAGUGUAAAAGUUUGGGAUGUUGGAACGAGGACAUGUGUUCACACCUUCUUUGAUCACCAGGAUCAGGUCUGGGGAGUAAAAUACAAUGGAAAUGGCUCAAAAAUUGUGUCUGUUGGAGAUGACCAGGAAAUUCACAUCUAUGAUUGUCCAAUUUAAACGUCAAAGUCCUUCAGGCUAAGGCUGCAAAGAGAAUGUAUAGCUUGAUCAUGACAUUCCUUACCUUUCUAACUUGUUUAAAAGAAGUAUAGCAUUUAUUGUAGCAAAAACUUAAAUUUUAUAGAAACAGUAUAAAUCUUUUCAUGUUUUAUUGGAAAUGCCGUUAAUAGUUUAACAUAAAGAACUCUUAAUGCAAACAUCUGCGUUCUUGAACAUGCUUCUUUUUGAUCUGCCCUCUUCCUGGUAGAACUGUGAGAGGAAUGGGCAUCAUUAUGUGAAAGCGGGUAUCUUGCCUCGGCAAUGAAGACAUCCAAGCACUUACUGUGCUUUCCAGGGUAGAAAUUCAGGCUCACUCUUCAAGGGCACAAGUUAUGCAGAAGCUGUGAUAGGAAGCUAACCUAUUUCAGAAUAAGUCCUAAAGGAGACAGGACAUUGACUGGGUGCGAACAUUCUGUGGUCCUAUCUGGGCAUUCUCUUGACAGAUUAAAAACGUGCCUUGCCCCACACCCUUUUUCACCCUAUUAGUUUUAGAGAAGUCUUACCUGCUGGGUGGAUACUGCUGCCUUAACAGUGUCUACAGGUUCCAGCCUGUACCUACUCUGGUUAACCUCCACCCUGCCUCCGUUAUCCCGGAGUACCUGUUCCUCAUUUCUUCUCAGCAGCCCACUUGAGACAUGGUCUGCAUGUGAAUGGGAAAGGAGUAACUAACUAAAACUCUGAAGCUUGUUGCUUUUUACUGAUCCUAAUUUCAUAUGCUUCAUGUCAGGUCCCAUGCCUUUCCCUCAAACUGUCCCCAUAACCCUUUGCAUCAAACUGUGCUCUUUACUGUAGCCCCUUGCUUCUCUCCUGCCUCUUGGCCUUGUUCACCCUCCUCUAACCACAUAGCCCUUCCCAUUUCCUCUCUCUAGAAGGUUCCCUCCCUCAGACUUUCAGAGGUCUCAUUGCUUUCAGGUAGUUGCUCAGGUGUUAGCUCCCAGUAGAGGCCUUCCCCUGGUCCCUUUCCCAAUACUCUCCUUCUUCACUGCAGUCAUCAUUACCUGAUGUUUGCAUAUAUCCCCCGUCCCCAAAGUAUAAGCUUGAUGAGUAGAAACUUCAUUGUAUCAACCAAUAUGAGGCAAACUGGCACUUAGCACUGUUCUUUGGAGCUCAAGAAAAAGGAAGGG